UGUAGCCAAAUUAGCCAGUGCUACUCUAAUACUUGUAGCCAAGUCAGCCAUUGCUACUCUGCUAAUACUUGUAGCCAAGUCAGCCAUUGCUACUCUGCUAAUACUUGUAGCCAUGUCAGCCAAUGCUACUCUGCUAAUACUUGUAGCCAAGUCAGUCAUUGCUACUCUGCUUAUUCUUGUAGCCAAGUCAGUCAUUGCUACUCUGCUAAUUCUUGUAGCCAAGUCAGUCAUUGCUACUCUGCUAAUUCUUGUAGCCAAGCCAGUCAUUGCUACUCUGCUAAUACUUGUAGCCAAGUCAGUCAUUGCUACUCUGCUUAUUCUUGUAGCCAAGUCAGUCAUUGC
This is a messenger RNA of Lottia gigantea (owl limpet), 342 nucleotides long. RefSeq lists its product as hypothetical. The transcript has a single exon. The record is from RefSeq and is a predicted model, not a curated record. NCBI's taxonomy places the organism in Eukaryota, Metazoa, Mollusca, Gastropoda, Lottiidae. The annotation marks the transcript as partial.